CUCCAUUUCCCCCGGCUGGGGGUUCUCCACUCCUGUGCUAUUCCCUGUGUCAGCCUGUGCCUCCAGAUCAGGUAAGCUCUAGGAAGCCCCCAACUCCAAAGGGAGAUACUGACAGAGCUAGGAAUUAGAAUCUAGGAUUCCUGACUCAUUUUUUCAUCCUCUAGGAGUAAAAAGUGGUGUUUCUCAAAGUUCCAAAUUUGGGAAGGAAUCAUUUAUUUAGGAAAUCUAGAAAUACAAUGGAAAAAGUUCUGUACUGGGAGUCAGUAGUCUUAGGUACCAGGCCUGGCUCAAUGUGAGGCCAUGGGGUGAGUCCCUAAUCCUAAAUCCAAAAAAAAGAAUACUCGCCAGCAACCAGGUGCCUGACUAAGGAGAUACUCUGAGGUCCUCCCUGUUACUCUACGGUUCUUGUUCCCACUGAGUAGCCUUAUGUCUCCUAUCCUUUCCCUCCUGCAGGACCCUGAGGGGAACAAGAACAUGUCUCCUGCCAUUGCACUGGCCUUCCUGCCACUAGUAGUGACCCUGCUGGCCCGAUAUCGCCACUACUUCCGGCUAUUGGUGCGGGCUGUGUUACUUCGGGGGUUCCGUGAUUGUUUGACAGGGCUACGGCCUGAGGAGCGUGCCUUCAGCUAUGUGCUGACGAAUGCUCUUCCUGGAGACCCCAGCCACAUCCUUGCCACCUUUGACCACUGGAGCAGCCGCUGCGAGUACCUGGCCCACCUGGGACCUCUCAAAGGUCAGAUCCUGACCCGCCUAGUAACACAACAGGCCCCAGAAUGCGUGCUAGAGCUGGGUACCCGCUGUGGCUAUGCUACUCUGCUCAUUGCUCAGGCCCUGCCUCUAGGCAGCAGGGUCCUCACUAUUGAGAUGGACCCUCGGACUGCAACUGUGGCAGAAAAAGUCAUCCGCCUGGCAGGCUUUGAUGAGUGCAAGGUGGAGCUGAUUGUGGGGUGCUCUGAGGAGGUGAUCCCCCAUCUACGGGCCCAAUACAAACUCCAUCAGGCUGGACUGGUGCUACUGGGGCACCGGCCUCGCUGCUACCUGAAGGACCUACAACUCCUAGAAGCCCACGCUCUGCUGCCCACCGGUGCCACUGUGCUGGCAGAUCAUGUGCUCUUCCCUGGGGCACCACGCUUCCUGCAGUACACCAAGGCCUGUGGUCGCUACCGCUGUCGUCUCCACCACACUGGACUUCAGUACUUCCCUGCCAUCCGUGAUGGUUUGGCCCAACUCACUUACUUGGGGCCAGGCUGAGGAAGGUCCAUUCUUCUUAGGAUCAUAGGAUGAAGAGCUGGAAAGGACCAUACGGACCAGAGAGUUCAAACUGUCAUUUACAGAGGAGAAACCUGAGGCCAAGGUUAUCCAUGUAAUAAGUAGCAGUCUGGGCUCUGCACCCAAGCUUUCAGACCCCAAAUCCAGUCCUCUGCCUACUCUAG
Messenger RNA from Dromiciops gliroides (monito del monte), 1433 nucleotides. RefSeq names its product transmembrane O-methyltransferase (gene TOMT). Gene Ontology annotation, biological process: developmental process; catecholamine catabolic process; dopamine metabolic process. Gene Ontology annotation, molecular function: catechol O-methyltransferase activity. Lineage: Eukaryota; Metazoa; Chordata; Mammalia; Microbiotheria; Microbiotheriidae. The coding region runs from base 427 to 1251 and encodes 274 amino acids. The record is from RefSeq and is a predicted model, not a curated record. The transcript has 3 exons.